AUGUCGACCAUGAACAACGACGCAAACGGUUCAACUCUUGAUGACGAGCUCGAGCUGAAUGACGCCGACCUGAAAUCUCUAUUGCUGUAUGACCGACAGCAAUUGGCCAUCGCUGCUAUCAAACGUGGCACAUCGCAGCGCGAAGCCUGUGCAUUAUAUCGUGUCAACCGUGCUACUGUCGCAAACCGAAUAAAGGGCAUGCCGACUCGGGAACAAGCACACGUAAAGGAGCGCGCUGUCAGUCCGGCACAGGAAGAGAUUUUCGUCGAGUUCAUCAAGGUCUGUGAUUGUUGUUUCUACAGUGAAUGUGAAUUGAAGAGUUCCAAGGUUCUUGGCCAUCGAGGAAUCCCACUAACGGUCGAGAUGAUUAAUGCGUAUGCUGGUCAGAUUGCUGGCAAAGAACUAGGCAAGACCUGGGGUCGUCGCUUCUUGGUCAGGCAUAAAGAUGCAUUGAAGGUCAAGAACGCCGCCAGUCUUGAAGAGUGCCGUGCCAAGUCGCUUACUAGACCGGUUGUUCACAAGUACUUCGAGAUGUUGUCGAGGGUGAUCCAGGAGUUCAAUAUCAAACCGAAGCACAUUUACAAUAUGGACGAGAAGGGUAUUCAACUGGGGAUGGCUGGCCGUCUUCAAGUCGUUGUAGAUCGGGACCAGAGGAAUGUCCAAGCAAUUGCGAAUGGGAAUCGUGAGCUUGUCACAAUUAUCGAAUGUGUCAGCGCGGACGGAGAGGUCCUCUGUCCUUCGGUUGUGUUCCAAGGACUGCGACGGGACAACAGAUGGGGCGCAAACAACCCGUGCAAUGCUAGCAUCUCACUUUCACCAAACGGAUGGACGGAUCAAGAACUCGGCACACUUUGGCUGAAGAAAGACUUUGACCCACAAUCAGCCGCUCGUUUGGACAAUCCCAAUGACUAUCGCCUCCUUAUUCUCGAUGGUCACAACAGCCAUUGCACCUACACCUUCGUCUCAUAUGCCAAGGAUCAUAAAAUCAUCAUCAUCUGCUUACCGGCUCAUACAACACACGCGCUACAACCCUGUGAUGUUGGUAUCUUCGGUCCACUUGCGACAUAUUGGAAAAAGCAAGUCAUUGAGCAAACCGCCACUGGAGUUGUCAUUGACAAGUGUAAUCUGCUCUAUAACUAUCAUCAAGCCAGAACACGCGCAUUCAAAAAAGCAACAAUCCUCAACGCAUUUCGCAAAUGCGGAAUCCACCCCCUAGACGAGAAUGCAAUCCCAGGAAUACUCUUCGCGCCAUCCAAAAACUAUACCACCCAAGACGCAUCAAUCUUCGAACUGAGAGUGCCAGCCCUCCUUGUCCCAGUCGAAGCGCCUGCAGCAACACCCGUGGUAGAAUCGACUGUGGAGUCUGGGGUGGAUGCAGACCGCACCACGGUUAGCGCUGAUGGUGUUCCAAUGGAAGAGGCAUUCAACAAUGCGCACUUGAUGAACAGCGAGACUGAGGACAUCCGCGAUGCUGCUCCCAGUGGCGCAUCCACUUCUGGCGCUUCGACUCCACCCACUGCACUCGAGACAUCAUCCAGCUCUAGCACAGUGACCGUUGGCGCUACGGCGCAGUCAGCUCUUUCCGAUGCUCUCGAAUUGUCACCUAUCGUGUUCGGCAGAGCCGACAACAGUGGCUCUGCAACAGUCACAUGUUCACAAACAAGGCUCAUUCCGUCAUCUGCCACGAGAGAGCCAUCGACCGCUACAUCGAUUGGAGACCCAGACCGUCCUCAUUCGCUCUACAAGAUUGAGCUCCCUCCCAGGCUCCCAUCCAACGCUUCGAGAGCUCGCGUCGAAGUCCAGAACGAGCAACUGCGCGGAAUGUUAGAGGAGGCAGCAAUCGAAUUGGAGAAGAAUCAUGCCCAGAUUGUCUUGAUGGCAAGGGAGCAUCAGCGCGUCCGACAACAGCUUCUCAGCAAGAAGAAGAAAGAUCGAAGAGCAUACAACACCGGAGCUCCGAGACUGAUGACAGGCAAUGAGAUGUUAGAAGCGCUCUUGCAUGACGACCACAAGAAAGCAAUGUCUGAGCUCCAUCAGGGCAUGAAGAAGAAGCUGGCAGAAGUACGAAAGGCGCUCACCGCAUAUGAAAAUGAAGCGCAGGCGGCAGCAAAGGCGACUGAGAAGGAAUUGGAGAAAACAAGGAAGGCCGCAGAGAAAGCAGCAAAGGUGGCGAAGAAAGCAGCGGAGAAGGCAGCGAAGGCGGCUGAGAGAUCAGCCAAGAAGGCGGAGAAAGCAGCGGAGAGAGGAGCCAAGAAGGCAGAGAAAGCAGCGGAGAGAGCAGCUAGUCAAGGUCGAGGUCGAGGUCGAGGCCGUGGCAGUCGAGGUCGAGGCCGUGGCGGUCGAGGCCGUGGUAACCGUGGUCGGGGCGGGCAUGUAGCUCUUGAGACGGAGGCGGCAGAAGAAGAGAUGGAGAGUAGUGGAGAGGAGAGCGAUGACAUCGAUGUGGAGAGUGAGGACGUGAUCGAGGACAAGAGCGAGGACGAGAAGAGCGAGGAUCAGGAGAGUGAGGACGAAGGCGAGGAGUUUGAGGAUGAGGAGAGCGAGGGUGAGAGUGAUGCGGAAGAAAGAGGUAAAGAAGGCAAGGGAGGGAGCAAUGUCGAAAACAGCACCACAUUGGGCUCUGUGGAUGCUACGACAGCUGCAGCCUCACCAGAGGAUGUUUUCGUUGGUAUUCCAACAGGAAAUGACUCUGAUACUGACAACUCGACGCACUGGCAUGCAGAGGACACGAAGGAGGAUGAGGUGCAGGACGAGGAAGAGACGGGGAUUGUGGCUGUAAACGGGCACCGGUGGUUCAAGCGGAAGCAUCUCCAGCUUCUCAUUCUCUGGAACGACGACGAUGCAACCUGGGAGCCACUCUCCAACGUUGACGACUGCACAGCAAUGGAUGAAUAUCUUCAGCGCCACUCUCUUGAGGACCCUCUCCUGCUGCCAAGACGCAAAUUCUUGAUAGACGCGACGGUCAAGGCCUCUAACGAGUAA
Mycena citricolor is the source of this 2982-nucleotide messenger RNA. The record is from the annotation of a GenBank genome assembly. NCBI's taxonomy places the organism in Eukaryota, Fungi, Basidiomycota, Agaricomycetes, Agaricales, Mycenaceae.